This is a messenger RNA of Schistosoma turkestanicum, 1727 nucleotides long. NCBI's taxonomy places the organism in Eukaryota, Metazoa, Platyhelminthes, Trematoda, Strigeidida, Schistosomatidae. The record is from the annotation of a GenBank genome assembly.
AUUGAACACCGGAUGGAUUUUGUCAUUUGAUGUAGUUUGAUCGAUCACUUCCAAACAGAAAUAAAUAAACACAUUUCUUCAUAUAUUCAUUCAUAAAAAAGAUAUCUCCGAAACAAAAGAAAGAACAAUCGCUUUCCUGGUUGAGAAUGCUGAAUGCAUUAGAAAAUAACAUUUUACACAGUUAUUCUCACAAAACUCCUAAUACAUUCUCCACUACAAAUGAUUUUACAAAUCUAUUUACAAUGCUUAUUGCACAACAGCAGCAGAAACAGUUAAAACACACUGAUAGACAAUUGUCAUUGAAAAGUCGAUAUCAAUCGGUGUUCAUGGAAAAUUCGUUGGUUUGUAAGUUUGUAAACAGGACAGAAUCACUGCCAGCUAUAUCAACAUCAGCAAUAACUACAACAACAGCUACAACUAAUCACUAUGAGUUUAAAGCACUGCAACCGAAUCCAUCGAACCAGUUAAGACAACAACUUAAAUUUGGAAUUGACACUAUUCUUGGUACAAUGAAUACAAAUGAGCACUUGAAAAAAUCAUCUGAAAUAAGAAAUGAUGUGGAAAAGUUAUCUGAAGCUAACACCGGCCAAUUAUCAAUGAAAAAUAGGACUUGUAUGAUGACGGCAAAUCAAACAGAGUCUAAUUAUGUAAAUAUAUUGCCUGAUAAACGAAGAAGUGUUUUAAAUAAUGACGAAUCUCCGAUAAAUGUGAUUUCACCUUCAUCUGAAAUGAUGAAAACAUUGUCCAUGACUUAUCAUCUAACACAUCAAUCUCCAAUCUUACUCUCUCAUGAUCAUCAACAACAUCAACAACAGUCGCCACCGACUUCAUCCAGUAAGUCAUCAAUACCACUGCAAUCUUCAUUGUUUCUUUCCUACGGUUCAUUUCCUUUCGUCAAUCGUAUCACAAAAUCAUCUUCUGUUUCAUCUGGUUCUUCAUCAUCUUCCUAUUUAUCACCAACUGCACAGAAUGAACAAAUCUAUUUUCAUGAAUCCCCUAGUAAACUAUGGUCAAAUCCACAAUUACUCAAUAAUAUAAUCAAAACAACUGAAUCGUCAACUGUAAAAAUGAAUAAAAAUUCUUAUUUGACAACAUCAGAGCAUAGUUAUGUAUCGGAUGAUCAAAGUGGAAAUGCUAUGAAUUCUUCAUCAACAAUUGAUCUGUUAAAAAAUAUUGGUCCUGUAAAAUUUAUCAACAAUGGAGCUGGUAUUAUAAACCCAUUGGCAUGUAGCACGAAAUUUGAGAGAGAAUGGCUAAAUCGCCUCUAUGCAUCUCAAAUCGGUCCGAAUGAAUAUUUCUGCAAAGCAUGCGGAAAACAUUUCCAGUUAUUACGUCUUUUAACACGUCAUAUAAAAUGUCACAGCCAGUUACAUAGAUAUUUGUGCAAAUUUUGCUUUAAAGGAUUCAAUGAUACAUUCGACUUGAAACGUCAUACCAGAACACAUACGGGUGUUCGACCUUAUCGAUGUUCGGACUGUUCAAAAGCAUUCACCCAACGAUGCUCUCUUGAAGCACAUGGUCGUAAGGUUCAUGGUCGUCCAUUACAGUAUGCAUUCAAAGAACGCAGAGAUAAGUUAUAUGUAUGCGAAGAAUGCGGUUUCAGUACAACGGAUGUUGAAAAUCUUCGUCAACAUGCACAAACAGUACAUGUAACAAUAAAAUCAUCAAUUGGAGAAACGUUAACAACAAACGCAUCCUCAAACUUGCUUCAGCUAUUUACGAAUUAA